This is a messenger RNA of Drosophila navojoa, 2446 nucleotides long. It is a transcript of the gene RhoGEF2, whose product is annotated as Rho guanine nucleotide exchange factor 2. Lineage: Eukaryota; Metazoa; Arthropoda; Insecta; Diptera; Drosophilidae. Gene Ontology annotation, cellular component: cytoplasm. The record is from RefSeq and is a predicted model, not a curated record. Gene Ontology annotation, biological process: G protein-coupled receptor signaling pathway. Gene Ontology annotation, molecular function: G protein-coupled receptor binding; guanyl-nucleotide exchange factor activity.
AUGAUGUUAUUAUUGGAAAUUAUAAAAUAAACAAUAAUAUACUUUUACAAAAACGGACUCUUUGCGUCAUACAAGUAUAUAUCACAAUACGCUGCAUUAUUUGCAAAUUUCAGAAAUAAAACUAUCUAUGGAUGACCCAUCAAUCAAGAAAAGGUUGAUUGAUUUUGGUACUGACGACCAUGAUUACGAUGAGGUGCAAGAUCUACCCAAAGAAUCGAACGAUCAGCUGCUACAGUCAACAUCGCAGUCACACAAUAGCAGUAUUGACGACAACCCUGGCCCAAGCACUGUUGCCGCUGCUGGAGGAACAGCUGAGGACUCACCACCAGAACUUCCACCGCCAAAGCAAAAAUCUGUAAAAAAUUCAAAGAACAAACAGAAACAGAAAUCUGCGAAUAAAUCUAAAAUACCACGAUCUCCGUCUCUGGCGAGCAGCUUAAGCAAUUUAGCGAGCAGUAUUAGUGGUAUCAAUAACAACAAUAAUAGUGUUCCACCACAAACGCCCCCAUUGCCAACCAGUUAUCAAAAGGCGAAUAAAAUUAAGGUGAAACUUAUGAAUGGGGUAGAAAAAAAAGGUGUUGCAAGUGCAACACCUACAGUGACUACACAUGUGAUUCCUGAUCUUGACUGCAAAGGAUCUUCCAACAGCGACAGCAAUCUAACGGAUACUUGUGCCCUUGUAACUGAGAGUGACAGUGGCACUAAUUUGGGAACUGCCCAAGAUUAUCCCUGUACAUCGGGUUCGCGCUCCCAGAUACAAUCAUCUGCAAUCACUCAAGUGCAGAAACCACCCACUCCAAGCCCAGCUUCACCCAAAAAUUUUCAGUAUUUAACUCUGACUGUUCGAAAAGAUGACAAUGGCUAUGGAAUGAAAGUGUCUGGCGACAAUCCCGUUUUUGUGGAAAGUGUCAAGCCUGGUGGAGCUGCACAAAUUGCUGGUUUAGUGGCCGGAGAUAUGAUUUUAAAGGUAAAUGGGCAAGAAGUGCGACAAGAGAAACACCCGACUGUUGUUAGCUAUAUCAAAGCUUCUACAAUCGUUGAACUGGCUGUAAAACGCAGUCAAAAGUCUUCUAGGCCCAGCUCUGUGGGUGUCGUUCCAACUACACCAAUACUAUCAGGACGGGAUCGCACUGCCUCCAUCACAGGUCCACAGCCUGUUGACAGCAUAAAGCGACGGGAAAUGGAAACAUAUAAGAUUCAAACAUUACAAAAGAUGUUAGAACAAGAAAAAUUAAAUUUAGAUCGUCUUAAAGGCGACACAAAUAAUCCCAGCUAUAAACUGUCGGAGGCAAACAUACGAAAACUGCGCGAACAAUUACGCCAAGUGGGAGCAGAGGAUACGCCAAAUAUUAAGUGUCAAGCAGGCGAGAAAAAUACUGAUAUACUAAUGCACAAUCCAAUUCAAAAUUUGUCUGUCGCUACUCCUCAUCACAAUCUUCACAACAACAAUCAUCAUCAGCAACAGGUUAGCACCCAACAGUCGCAAGCAACUCAACACACUUCACCCGCAUUCCUAUCGCUACUGCCACGUUCACUUUCGUCCCUGUCUUUGGGUACGCGAAAGAAUAAAACUGACAAAGAAUUGCUAACCUCAACACUAAACAAUACAACGGACGUAUUACCUCAGCCAAGAGGUCAAGAAGCUUUUAAUCCAAUGUCGCAGUCACUUUACCACCACAUAAAAGCAAAUAUGCUAAGCCCUCAACAGAAUACUCAGCGAAAUUUGCAACAGCAAUGCGUUAAUCAGCAACAGCAAAGGUCUAAGGAAACUUUGAAACUAAGUGCGGGAUCAAAAAGUAAAAAUGUUUUUACAAUAUCUAAGAGUUUGAUUGAGGAAGACAUACCACCGCCUCUACCACAAAGAAAUCCAACAAGGCAACUUGCUUUAGAUUUGGCUAAUCAAAACAGUAUCCACCAGUUUUCUCCAAUUUCUGAUUCGGACCGUUCUGGCAGUCCGCAACGAACAUCACCGAAGCUAAUAGCCAUUAAUAAUGAUGUCAGUGGUCUUUUAUUUAAUAACAAUAACAACACUACAAAGUCAAAGCGAUCUAAAAUUAAGGCUAAAGCUUUAUCGGAUCCAAAAAUGACUACACAAAUGUUUUUGCAAAUGGAAACUUCUAGUAGGCCUACGGCAACAGAAGAUGUGGGUACUAGUAAAACACUUGAAGUUGACUCUUGUCCACCUCCAUUGCCUCCACGGCAGCCGGGAAUGCUGACGGAAGAGAUUAAUCGUGGUAGCUGUCAGAGCCUUGCACAGCCAAAUUCUUUAAGUGCUGGCUACAAUUAUCCACUGGUUUCAACCUGUACUGCAGUUCAAGGCGACAAUAUAAAGGUUGCUUUUCCACUAUCGCAACGCCCAAACAUUGUUCAAAAAUUACAACAAACCCAACAACAGCCACCCGGCUGUCUGUCGACUGCAGUAAGUACUUGGAGAUCAUAUCCAUAA